AUUUCCUUCUUCCAAAGCGAAACGCAAGAUGCAAUCUCUGUAACCCUAGGAGCUCUCUCUCUCUCCAGAGGCUCGGAGGUGUAAACAACCUGAUAAAACCAGUUCUAGAUCAUGCUUAUUAACAGCAGCGCAAUCCACAGAACCCACUACGACAUUUUGGGUGUGAAAGAAGAUGCAAGCUAUGAAGCUAUACGUUUAAAUCACCGAACUGCUAUCCUCAAUUCUCAUCCGGACAAAUUGCAAAAAACAUCUGAGACACCCAAUCCUGACCUUGAGCCAGGAGAUCGAUUUGUUGAGGUACAGAGAGCUUGGGAAAUCCUCAGCAAUCCAAGGUCGCGUGCAGUUUAUGAUAAUGAACUGCGAGCUUUGAGACAGGACACAGUAACUGCGGAAGAUGUAUGCUUAGAGGAUCUCACUGUUGAAGAUAGUGGUGAAAUUCUAGAGCUUUUUUACCGGUGCCAAUGUGGCGAUUACUUUUCUGUUGAUUCUUUGGAGUUGGGGGAGAUGGGGUACCAAUUGUUAAGGAAUGGGAAUAAGGUUUAUUUAGAAACUCCAAGUGCUUUGCCAGCAUCAUUUGUUCUUCCUUGUGGGUCUUGUUCUCUGAAUAUUCGUCUAUUGAUUAAUGUAGACAUGAGCCUCCCAACUAAUGAUCAUUCGUAAUGAUAAUUUUGCUUUAUUUUGUC
This is a messenger RNA of Ilex paraguariensis (yerba mate), 683 nucleotides long. NCBI's taxonomy places the organism in Eukaryota, Viridiplantae, Streptophyta, Magnoliopsida, Aquifoliales, Aquifoliaceae. The record is from the annotation of a GenBank genome assembly.